UACACAGCCUUCUCCGAGAGUUUUGUCCAAGAUGGCGUCAACGCAGUUAACGGAUGAGGAGCUUUUCUCCGAACUAAAGCGUUUUGGUUUCACCCCAGGCCCGGUUACCGAGAACACUCGCCCAGUUUACCUCAAGAAACUGAAGAAGCUUCGGGAAGAGCAACAGCAGCGGGGCUCUAGACCAGGUAAAACCCGCAGCAGUGGGGCUUUCAACAGCACAAUUGGCGGCAGCAACACGGCGGGAUCCAGGCCAGCCAGCCAUGACGUCACGCACCUGAGCUCUGGCAGGAGACCGGGCCGGAAGUCCUCCGUCCUCGGCUUCAGCUCCGACGAGUCUGACGCUGAAACACCACUGAAAAGGAAAGGCCUCAACCACGGCAGCAGGGCAGGCCGAAGCCCCGGGUUUCAUCAGCAACCAAAUAUAAGACUUACACCCUCUAGUGUGGCUCCGAGCAGCCAGUGUGACGCUGGAAGUACGCGGAACAGCAACAAUUCCUCUCCGGCUCCGGACGGACACAGGAGCGCCUCGCUGGGCUGGGGAGUACGUGCCAGAUCCAGCGCUGAGGCGGAAGGGAGGGAUUACGACGAAUCCGGGGACGAGGACGAUUUUGAAGGAGAACCAGAGAAGAAAACCCGGUCUUUAAAUGGCAGUCGGGCAUCGCAUUUGAACACUAGCAAGCUAGCUGGGGAUUACUCCGACUCGGACGAAGAGGAGGUUGGGGGCCUCGGUGUCGAAGACCAGAAACGGGGCAGGUUAGAGCCGAGACACAGCCAGCCCAAAGACCUGUUCCCUUCCCGCAGGGUCGACCGAGGGUCUCCGACGGUAGGAGCGACGAGAGCGGUUAACCCACGCAAUACAAACAUGGUGGCAAACCAGAGGGAGGAGGAGGAGGGGGUUAAAAGAAGGGAGCUGGACCCGUCGGGAAGCUCACAGAGCCACAACUUUGCCAGGAAGUCCAUCUACGUAUCCCUCGCCGAAAACCACGGAGGGGAGACGGGCAAAAACAACCACGUCGACGGCGAGGAAGGAGCCUCCAGAAACAGCACCACCAGUAGGUUCAGUAUUGGACUGAGACCGCGCUUUUCAAACUACAGCAGCAUGUCCCAGACCUACAGGGGGAACCACUCCAACCACACAGCCCCCAACCACUCAUACAGCCCCACUGGGCUGAAGCACAGGCUGUCUGUCCCCGAGGAGGAGCUGCUCCAACAGUUCAAAAGGGAAGAGGUGGCCUCCUCCGGGAGCUUCAGCGCUCACUACCUGUCCAUGUUCCUGCUCACGGCGGCAUGCCUCUUCUUUCUGCUGCUGGGCCUCAUGUACCUGAGGAUGAGGGGUUCUGGGUCCUCGGAGGUGGACGGAGUCAUUCGGAGUCACCCUUUUGGCAGCGAGUUCGACUCUUCUUAUAACAAGACAGAGAAGGACCUGAUCCUGAAGCUGCUGCUGAACCUGCAUGACCACCUGGCCCAGAUUGCAGGUCAGCAUGACUGUGGGAAUCAGCACCAUCCAAACAGGAGUCUGUCCAUGGAUGAAGCCACUGUAUAUUUACUGGCUCAGAAUCAGGACUUUGGAGACUUCAUUCAGACGUCUCUGGAGUGGAUCAUCAGGACUGGCCAGAAUGUCGGAAUAAGGCUGACCGGGCAGGUAGCUGAUGAUCCAGUGACAGAUGUGUCUGAGAUCACACGGUUGGAGUCGACACAUCCCAAGAUGCCCUUCACAUGCCGCUUCCGCAGAGCCUUUCUCACUGUGGUCAGCAGAGUCUUGCUCAUUGCAGCUGUAAUUGGCUGUGUAUGGGGCGUCGUCUGCUAUGUGAAAUACCGCUGGAGACGGGAGGAAGAGGAGACGAGGCAGAUGUACGACAUGGUGGAGAGAAUCAUUGAUGUGUUGAGGAGCCACAGUGAAGCCUGCCAAGAGAACCAGGACCUGCAGCCCUACCUGCCCAUCCCCCAUGUCAGAGACUCCCUGGUCCAGCCUCAGGACCGGAAGAAGAUGGUGAAAGUUUGGGACCGGGCUGUGAACUUCAUUUCAGCCAACGAGUCCAGGGUCCGAACAGAAACCCAGCGGAUUGGUGGAGCGGACUUCCUGGUCUGGAGGUGGAUCCAGCCUUCGCUCAGCUGUGACAAGACCUCCUUGAUGCCCUCCAAAGUCUGGCAGGGAAAAGCGUUUCCUCUGGAUCGUAGGAACUCCCCUCCCAACAGCCUGACUCCCUGUCUGAAGAUCAGAAACAUGUUCGACCCAGUCAUGGAGGUUGGGGAGAACUGGGAUCUAGCCAUCCACGAGGCAAUCCUGGAAAAAUGCAGCGACAACAACGGCAUCGUCCACAUUGCUGUAGACAAGAACUCCAGAGAGGGCUGUGUCUACGUCAAGUGUCUCUCAGCAGAACACUCAGGGAAAGCCUUCAAAGCACUGCACGGCUCCUGGUUUGAUGGUAAGCUGGUGACCGUGAAGUAUCUGCGUUUGGACCGGUAUCACCAGCGCUUCCCUCAGGCCCAGGCCUGCAGCACGCCGCUGAAGGCCUCCAGCAUGCACAUGAACACCACCUGCAGCACGAACACUACGCCCCGCCUGCAGCACCGCGCCUCCACCAACUCCUCAGGCUUCUCAUGAGGGCAGGAUUCAUGAGCGCUGUGCCCUGCACCCUCCAAACGCCUCGGCAUCGGUCUGCUGCUGCUGCUGCUGCUUCUGCUGCUUCACCGCUUUUUUAUCAGGGGACACCUCAGUCACAGGAGAGUGUUCAUGCUCAACUUUUUUCUUGUUUUGUUUUGGGGUUUUUUUCCUGCAAGAGAAGCUGUUGAGCGGUGCAGUUUUUUUGUUUAUAGUAUUUGUAUUAGUAAUGUCAUGGAUUGAACAAGGAAGCAAUGUCCUUCUGGAAUAUUAAGAGACUUCAGGCCUCCUCCUUCUCUUCCACAGUCAAACUGAUGCCAUCAUGUGUCAUUUUGACACUAUACAGAUGGCUGCAUGCAUCGGAGUAUGCCUCUGUGUAAACUUUUCAAUACACCACCUGAAGAUGUUUGUUGUACUCCCAAUUAUUAUGAUUUUGUUUUUUUUUUUAAUUUAGUCAGCGAGAGGCCACAUACAGAGGGUGUGCUGUAAAUACAUGUGAAUGGUGGCACAAGCUUUGUCAGAUCGUUUGUAUUAAAAGCAAAACAUAAGCUCACGUUUUCUUGCUGCUCACUCGUCACUGCCGAUUGUGCAUUUGUAUCAGAACAAACACUCCUUUAGAGGCUGCAACAGCAGUGAAACACAGAUCAGCUGAUGGAAAAAGAUGGAACUGAUGUCCUGCCAAAACCUCGUAAAACAAAUGAUAUUUAACAAAUGUCUUAAUUUGCAAGUUUUCAAAACAUGACAGUGAUGCAUUUUGUUUUCCAAACACAAAACGUACCUAUAAAGCUAUCAGUUCAUAGUGUACUUCUAAUACAUCAUGUGUCAGAAACAAAUGCAGCUUGUCUUAAUUACCAAAAAUAUAUCCUAGAAAGACAAAAACUAUCAUGUGACUAAACUUUUCCACUGUGCUGAUGCUUAAAAAUAUCCUGAGUAUUUCAUCCUUCAGCAGCACGUGGCGCUCUGAAAGACUUAUGGCAUUGGUGUUAAAUCAUACCAAAAAUUAGCUUAAUGCAGGGGAUACAUUACUCACUUUUCAGCCAAGUUGUGUGUUACAUAUGUGAUAUUCAUAGUAAAGCUAAAACACCAGAGCUGUUAAAUAAAGCCACAGUGCCACCUGAUGUUGUGGAGGACAAAAUCCUCAGGAGUUCAGUGGAAAUAUUGUGCCAAAAGUCAUGUGAUAUUCUUUUUUGCCUUUAUAGUAUAUAUUUACUAAAAUAUGCUGCAUAACAUAAUAUGAUACCUAGUUGUAACAAAAAGUUUUAAUUUUAAAAAAUAUAUUGUUAUGACCUUUUCACAAUGUAAAGUAGUACUAAUAUUUUUCUUUUUCUGACCUGGCAGUAAUUUCUUUUUCAGUAAGUUUUUUUUCUCUUGUACAAAAUGCUAUAGUUUCUGAUGCAUGAUGAUUUACAACUGUUUUGUUUUUACUAGAUAUAUUUUGUAUGUACAAAACAAAAUGCAUCAUAUUGUCAGUUACAUUUUGUGUAAAGCGUGAAAUACACUGUUAAUGACCCAUGUCGCAUUUGUAAAACAUGUCUUGUUUUUUUAAUACGUCUUGGCAGGAAAUGAGCUCCAUACUAAAGCGCCACAGUGUGGGUGUUGAAUUCCCCACUGUUUGUUUUCUGUUCACUGUUUUCUAUAUGCAGUCUCCCCUUCCCUUCCAUUGUCCUUUAUUUUAUUCUAACUCUGGAACAGCUCACUGAAAUGCUGAGCGAUAUAACACAACAUGUAACUCAUCUGAAGCUUCUAGCCCAGUUAUAAUUCAAUAUACUCCAAAGUUACUGUAUAUUAUCACUUAUUAUCUUUAUUAUUUCCUUCUGUCAAAUUAAAGCAUUUUCACUGUCGGUGUGUCCCACGUUCAUUUGGGUUUCCAAACCUGUUUAGCAUCCGGGUCCACAUCAGUCCACUUCAUGACCUGUGCUUGUUUCAUUUAGACCGAUGGGGAAAAAAUGAAAUGACAGAAGUUGAAACCUGAUUGUGUUGUCAGAGAUCAUUGAUUCCCUCGCGUAUCGUUUCUGUUACUAUGUCACAUAGCAGUUGUCCAGCUCGUAUUCCAACUUCUUCCUCAUUUCAGUAUUUUUGCUCAUUUGUUUUUUUGUCAUUUGUAUCAUUACAAAAAUGCAAAAGAUCCAGGAAUUGCCAGACAUAUUUUCAUUAUUAUUGCAGUGAUAUAAGUAUUUGCGGUGUGAAAUUGUACAAAUGAUGCACACUUCAAAACCUGGUGCGACACUUUGGCAGCAGACGCCCCAACUGUGCCUUACAUUUGUGCUUUUUAGUGGCACUGCAUCACUGGAGAAUGUACUGACUGGGUUGAUGAAAUGUUAGAGGGUGACUUAGGCCUGCCAUAGAUGUAGUUUUCCUAAGACAUGGUCUUGUAGCAGUUUCCUUUGAUAAUAAACCAAAUACUCCUCUCUAUUUAUUACUUUUAAAAAGAAUUCAGCCAUGGUGAUGUUCUGUCACUUUAAUGUCAAUAGAACUGUUACAUAUGUGUCAUAACUUUUCCUCCAUCAAGGAUCAACCUUCCAAACAAUUGUCAGGAUGUAUAACUCAAAAUAAAGCUUUCAGAAAGAAGUCCAUUGUUAUUGCUGUGUUAAAGUAUCACUGUAAUCUAUUUUUGUACGUCUCAGCUCAGACUGGCUGUGUUUAGGGUGAAUGUAAAUGUUGGCUUGAUGUGAUGGCACUUCUUCUCCAGGCUUGUACUUCACCUUGAGAUGCGUCUCAGUAGAUGCAUUCUUUUUCCUACAAUGUAUUUUAUGUAAAGACUGUAUAUUGAUAUAACUGUAAUAUGUACUAUUAUAUGCAGCUUUGUUUCCAUUGCAUUGUAUGUUUGGAUUUCCCAGCUAUCCCUAACCUGCGAGCCAGAAGGGGGAGGUGUACAAUACUGCAGACGUUUAAAAAGAUGCUUAUGUUUUAAUGUAAUUAGUCAAUUGUACAAACAGUUCAAAUUAAAGGUUUAUUAGGGGUUUUUAA
Messenger RNA from Sphaeramia orbicularis (orbiculate cardinalfish), 5569 nucleotides. RefSeq names its product LEM domain containing 3 (gene lemd3). Gene Ontology annotation, molecular function: chromatin DNA binding. Gene Ontology annotation, biological process: negative regulation of BMP signaling pathway; nuclear envelope organization. The record is from RefSeq and is a predicted model, not a curated record. The transcript is spliced from 13 exons. Bases 32 to 2605 code for a protein of 857 amino acids. NCBI's taxonomy places the organism in Eukaryota, Metazoa, Chordata, Actinopteri, Kurtiformes, Apogonidae.